GCAAAGACAAAGAGCAACGCCAAUUUACGCGACGAAACCCAAAAGGUUCGGAGCGCGAAAGGGUCGGAGCUUUGGGACACAAAAACGAAUUUUUACCAGCCACGAAGAGACAGAAAUAUUGGCACCUACGAAGGUGAAGCCAAUCACUACUCGUCCCCGCAUGUUGUGGAACAAGCAGAGACCCGAUCAUCGAAGCAGGGAAUUUCGGCAAGAGGGGCUCGCAAUUUCUGGAGGCAGCAGGAGCAGCGGAAAAACAGUAGUCCUUCGACGUACGAGCUUGGUGGACCACUUGGAGAUCCGAGCUCCUCUUCAGCUGCGUCUACUUUUGGACACAAGCACUCGCAUUCGGCCACCGCUGCUGCAGACACGACGACAGAGCAUCCACCGAGCCACCUUUUUUAUCCGGACACUGCGCUGGAUCUCGUUACUCAAAAAUCCUCCUCCCAGUCUUCCCGGGAUUCUUCACCUCCAUGCGCUGGUUUUACUGAAGAUGGGAGAAGUGUUGCUGUGGUCGACGCCCGCGCCGGCAGGCCGCCCGCAUUCUCAAAUAAACGACAAAACAAUAGUAUGACGCUUUCAGCUCCUUC
This is a messenger RNA of Amoebophrya sp. A120, 587 nucleotides long. The record is from the annotation of a GenBank genome assembly. NCBI's taxonomy places the organism in Eukaryota, Dinophyceae, Syndiniales, Amoebophryaceae.